Molecule: messenger RNA, 1421 nt
Organism: Syngnathus typhle (broad-nosed pipefish)
Lineage: Eukaryota; Metazoa; Chordata; Actinopteri; Syngnathiformes; Syngnathidae
Gene: hprt1l
Product: hypoxanthine phosphoribosyltransferase 1, like
Exons: 9
Coding region: 349-1023 (224 amino acids)
Biological process (GO): purine ribonucleoside salvage; guanine salvage; IMP salvage
Molecular function (GO): magnesium ion binding; hypoxanthine phosphoribosyltransferase activity
Source: RefSeq, a predicted model, not a curated record
AUCCAAAAGGCGAACGGGGCACUUUAAACUGCGUCAUUUCCAGCCUCUCCCUCGCUCUCCUUUUAGAACACUCCUGCAGUCUCCUGCACUUCGCCUUGCACCGCCCGCCGGUACCGGUAUCUCAUGAUAGUCAUCCAGUGUUCAGACACCUCGCUCCGAACACUCCCCAGGUCCAAAUCUGAUUAUUACCGUAAGGGGAGGAAACGUGGAUCCUGACGUAAGAGGCUUAAAUCCUGCACCAUCGGCAACACUCUGAAUUCCGAGCUUCUUCAUCCUGUCAACGGCGGAGGCGUCCGCGCAGAACAUCGAGCAUGACUGCUCCGCUUCUUCUCUGAGACGAAUCGGGAAAUGGACCGAAUAACCAGCAACAACGACAUGGCGUCGUAUCUUCAGAUCGCAGACGAUGAGAAAAGCUACAACCUGGACCUUUUCUGCGUGCCCAGACAUUACGAGAAGGAUUUGGACAAGGUGAUCAUUCCUCAUGGACUCAUUAUGGACAGGACGGAACGUUUGGCCCGCGACAUUGUCCGGGACAUGGGGGGCCACCAUAUCGUCGCCCUUUGUGUACUGAAGGGCGGCUUCAAAUUCUUCGCAGACCUGCUCGACUACAUUAAAACGCUGAACCAGAACAGCGAUAAAUCGCUCCCGCUCACGGUGGAUUUCAUUAGAGUAAAAAGUUACUGCAAUGACAAAUCUACUAACAACGUCAAAGUUAUUGGAGGCGAUGAUCUGUCCAGUCUCUCAGGAAAGCAUGUUUUGAUAGUUGAGGACAUCGUGGAAACGGGAAAGACAAUGCAGACGCUGCUCUCCCUGCUAAGUAAAAGCCGACCCAAGAUGGUGAAGGUGGUGAGCCUGUUGGUGAAGAGGACUCCCAGGAGUUCAGGGUAUAGACCAGAUUACAUUGGAUUUGAAGUGCCCGAUGCCUUCCUGGUGGGCUAUGCUUUGGACUACAACGAAUACUUCCGAGAUCUCAGUCAUAUCUGCACACUGAACGACAAAGCCAAGGAGAAGUAUAAAGUGUGAAGCGAUGACGAAUCAGAUCGACGACAACUGGGACCACUGUGACAAGCCUCCUCUUCUUUUAUUUUAUUUUUUUCUACACAAGAGUCUGCAAAAUGUGUAAAGGACAUUUCUAACCCUUGUAACUGAAAGUUAUGAUGGAUAUUUUGGUUGUGAUUUAUUUAUGUAUUUAUUGAUAUCAAGAGAUGAUUUACCUGUACAUUAUUAUUAUUUUACGGAAAGAGAAUGUAACUCAUUUGCUGACUCAGGCUUUCCAGUGAGUAAAACAGCCUUUUAGUUUGCACAUACUGUAUACUCUUGCAUUGUACUGUAUAGUCACGCAUUAUGCCAAGUGGACGUGUUUUAUUUGGUAAAUGAUAUUUCCAUCAUAAAGGUGUUGCAAUAUAAUUCAGUUGAAAGCA